GACGUUGCCAACGAGUAUUGCAGUCCUUUGGCUUUCUUCUUCUUCUCCUGCUCCUUCUUUAGCUCUCAAUCUCACUCUGAUGCCGUACAUUUCAAAUUCACAAUAUUAACUUCCUCCUCCAAUAAGAAGCAAGAGAUCAUUUGACAUUUUCAGUUUUCACCCUUUUUUGAUUUUUGGGUUACCAAAAAAAAAUUUAAAGAUGAUUCAGUUACUGUUCCUGGUGAUAUUCUCGGAGAUUGCGGCGAUCGUGGUAUUGUCAUUCAAGACACCGUUAAGGAAGCUGGUGAUAAUGGUUCUGGAUCGGGUCAAAAGGGGACGAGGCCCGGUGAUGGUGAAGACGGUGGCGGGAACGGUAUUCGUAGUGAUGAUGUCGAGCGUGUAUAGCAUGAUGAAGAUCCAGAAACGUUGGAUCGAUGAUGGUUCGUCUAAUCCAACGGACCAGGUUCUCAUGGCCAAACACCUUCUUGAAGCUACUCUCAUGGGAGGAUCACUUUUCCUAGCACUAAUGUUAGACAGAUUACACCAUUAUAUCAGAGAACUCCGGAUAAGAAGGAAGAACAUGGAGGCUGUCAAGAUGCAAGGUCCCGGUUUUGAGGAUGGAAAACCUGGUGGCUCAGACAAAGUUAAGGUCUUGGAGGAAGAAGUAACCACUCUGCGUGCAAAAUUUAAGCAGCUGGAGUCUGAUCUUGAAACAAAGACAAAAGAGAUGAAUGCUGCAGAAGCUAAUGCACUUGCUUUAAGGAAACAGUCUGAAGGUUUUCUUCUUGAGUAUGACCGAUUGCUUGAGGAGAACCAAAACCUUCGGAAUCAGUUGCAAUCUUUGGACCAGAGAUUGUCUCGUUCAGGUAGUAAGAAGAAUACCUAAGGAACUGAGCACCUCUUGCAAAAUGUUUUUCAGUUUCAUUAUCAUUUUUCAAUAUAGUUAUUCUGGAGUUUUGUAAUGGAUUUGUCGGUUGCAGUUUUGUUGUAAUUCAUGCAUCAUUUUAAGUGUGGACAGAAAAAGAUCCAAAGCAAAAAAAAAAAAAAAAAGGGUGUAGGAAAUUAGCUUUUCUUUGUAUUUUGGGCUUGAUGUGUUUGUUUUCAUUAGAAUUGAAAUAUUGAAUGGAUGACUAUUGACUCGACAUGUUGGAAAACAUUGUAAGAGUUUGAAAACUAGAAAACUUUUGCGACUCAGGUUUCUCCCCCUGAAUGCGUAGAUAAUAACUUGUAUAGUCCAGGAAAAUGGACUUGUGAACCAACAAAUUGUUUGGUAAUAGACUUACAAGUAGCGUGGAAAUUUGCCUGA
Messenger RNA from Durio zibethinus, 1285 nucleotides. RefSeq lists its product as uncharacterized. The record is from RefSeq and is a predicted model, not a curated record. NCBI's taxonomy places the organism in Eukaryota, Viridiplantae, Streptophyta, Magnoliopsida, Malvales, Malvaceae. Gene Ontology annotation, biological process: intracellular protein transport; endoplasmic reticulum to Golgi vesicle-mediated transport. Gene Ontology annotation, cellular component: endoplasmic reticulum membrane; endoplasmic reticulum.